CGGUCGGGAUUAACAUCAAUCCAUGACACACAAGCCGACGUGCGAAACGGACUCAUCCUGUUUUUUUUUUUUUUUCCCCCCGUGUUGACAUGUUUACAUUUCCAGGACGGGCUUCCCUAUUCCUACUCUCCUUCCGCCUUCUCCUCAGAAAGCAUCAGUGGCCUUAAACUGAAUCACGCGUCGUCCCCUUCGGCCGCCCUCGGAGCCUCCCUCAUUCUCCUGUCCGCCCCCCACCAUCUCGCCCAGCUGUGGCCCUCGCAGUGCGCGACCGCUGGCUCUCACCUGGAAGGUCCUUGGCCUCAGGACGACUGCCAGCAGCGGCACCUUUCCUACAUGAGGGACAAGGCCACACAAACCCCCAGGGCCUGGGCAGAUGAGAGGAGGCGAGGCUCUCACAAGCGCUCGGCUUCCUGUGGGAGCACCGACCAGCUCAAGGAGAUCGCCAAGCUGCGGCAGCAACUCCAGCGCAGCAAGCGGAGCAGCCGUCAUCGGAGGGACAAAGAGCGCAAGUCGCCCUUCAAUGGCAGCCAUGCCAUCAUGCAGUCGCAGGUGGCCAUGCCCAAGACCAUCCUGAUCCCCAUCCCCAUCUCCAAGUCAUCCGCUCCUCGUUUCCGCAACAGCGUGGAGGGUCUCAACCAGGAGAUCGAACGCAUCAUCAUCCGAGACACGCCUGAGAAGGAUGAGACCAUUGUGCCCCAAGACGUUCCCGACGGGCACCGGGCGCCGCCGCCCGUCCCCCCGCAGCGCAGCAGCAGCACCCGCAGCAUCGACACGCAGACCCCGUCGGGGGGCGGCCUGAGCGGAAGCCACAGCAACAACGGCAGCCGCCCCGACUCCAUCUCGCCGUCCUACCUCACCGUCCUCAACGACGCGGUCGGCGGCAGCCCCUUUGACGACAAAGAGCUCGGUCCCUGCUCACCGCUGCCAAAAUACGCCGCCUCUCCGCGGCCCAACAACAGUUAUACGUUCAAGAGAGAACCUCCGGAGGGCUGCGAGAAAGUCAAAGUGUCUGAGGAGUCCCUGCCCAAAAGCCUGCAGGAGGUGCCCCCAUUCCUGUGUCCCGACCGCAACAAGGUCAACUUCAUCCCCAACAGCGGCUCGGCCUUCUGCCUCGUCAGCAUCCUCAAGCCCCUGCUCCCGGCCCCGGACCUUAACUUUCGCUCCGGGGUGGGCCUGCGCAGUCUGUCCCCGUCGCUGGUGCCUCUGUCCACCCAGCCCUGCCUCCUGGAGGAGCCGGAGAGCUUCUGACGAGCACCUUAAAAACACUUUCAAGCUCGAGAAAGGAGGAGAAGAAGAAGAAGAAGAAAGGGGGGGUGGGGGGGAGGAGAAAAAAAAAGGCCUUCUGCAUGCUCGCUCUCUGAUGUCUUUGUUCAAAAGACGCUUCCCACUGCCUCACCUUCUCAUUGCUGUCUUUUUGUUUUGAAAGGAAAAGGGCAGAAGCAUUUUUUUUUUCACCGUGUGAUAACAUGACGCCUUUCCACAGACAUAUCUUUUUUUUUUGUAUCUCUCGUUCUUUCUAUAUGAUAUGCCUUCCACUGCAAAAGGCCACGGUGCUGCCAGAUUGUAGCAAAACUUGAAGGGGUAAAAGUAAAAAGAAAAAAAAGACAAAAAAAAACGUGCCUGAUAUUUUCGAGGACUAUACUCCAUUUCCCAAAACUGAUGUAGCGCCUCCACCUUUUCCUUUCAAGAGACUAGGGGGCGCCGCCAAACUAAUUUGUACAUUUGUAUUUAAAGGCCAAAGGUAACUCAAAGCUGUGCCACCCCCCUUCCUUAUUUCACGUUUCUGGCUUGACAGUGGAUGUAAAAAAGUGGAGACACACACUGCUCGAAAGUAACGGUGACCCAUAAGCCCAUUCAUUUGACCUAUAACCUGUGCAACUCAAUAGAUUUUUUUUUUCUUCCCAAAGGCGGAUUAAAAAAAACUGAGACCAUGUGGGUUGCAAAAGUGUGCACACCCCAUAACUGAAAUAUGCUUGUGUGUAGAAUUGACCAAUCGCAUUGGAGUCACUGCUCACCUCUGGUUUGCGAAAGUGUGCACACCCCAUAACUGAAAUAUGCUUGUGUGUAGAAUUGACCAAUCGCAUUGGAGUCACUGCUCACCUCUGGGUUGCAAAAGUGUGCACACCCCAUAACUGAAAUAUGCUUGUGUGUAGAAUUGACCAAUCGCAUUGGAGUCACUGCUCACCUCCCAUCAUUUCAAGUGCCUCUGAUGAACCCCAAACAAAUUACAGCUGUUCUAGUUGUAGAAUAGCCCGACUGCUAUUUUAAACCAUACGCAAAAAAAAAAAAAUAUGUUUGGCUUACGCACAGCAUUGCUCAUCACUAAAAGGACGGCACAUUCACUGUGAAGAAUCGCCAUCAUGCCUUGGACUGUUUUUCUUCAGCUGGGAGCGUUUGCACAGAACCUCCAGGUGGCUCAUAGAAAGCCAACUAGAACAGCUUCACUGUAUUUGCGACACUUCAAAAUGGCGGCGUGUGUGUUGACUCCCAAUGAACAGGCAUUUUAAUGUUUUGAGUUGAUCCUAAAAACUACAUCCCCAGUUAGGACGUGAGUUAUGAAACACGUAUACACUUGUGCAAACACAUUUUAACUUGAAAUUACACCCCCCCCCCAAAAAAAAAUAUUUUGAUAUCAAUUGAGUUGUACAAGUUAAGGGGAGGCGGUUGGGGUUCCAAAAUGGUUCUUUGUGAUCUAAUUUUGAACAUCACCGAACGCUGGGUUUUGAACAGGGGUGUGUAGACUUUUGCUAUAACUCUACUUUCCCUGCCUACCUCCAGCCCAUUUCUCUCUGCUCGCGACAUCCGAGUCCAAAGAGUCCACCCACACUGCAUGAUGGCAGUGGUUACCAUGGCAACAACUCAAUGAACUGAUAUUGACAGGAUGUCUCCUGGGACGGUUGGCUAUCAUCAGCAAAUGGCUGCAGCCAUUGACCCCCCCCCCC
Hippocampus zosterae (dwarf seahorse) is the source of this 2942-nucleotide messenger RNA. RefSeq names its product family with sequence similarity 117 member Ba (gene fam117ba). The annotation marks the transcript as partial. The transcript has 7 exons. The record is from RefSeq and is a predicted model, not a curated record. NCBI's taxonomy places the organism in Eukaryota, Metazoa, Chordata, Actinopteri, Syngnathiformes, Syngnathidae.